AUGUAUUGGAGGCGCCGUAACGUCACCUUCUACCAUAAGAACAAAGUGACCGGUGUGUUUUGGGAUUUUAUGACGAAAGACCUCGCUUUCUUCGAAGGUUUCCGUCAGAUAUACAAAGAAUACCCCAACGAGCCAGCUGUGGGAGUCGGUUCAUUCCUAACGCCAGCUUUAUAUGUUAUAGAUCCUGUCAAUAUACACCACGUAGUGACCGCAGAUUUUAAUUCUUUCAACCAUCGAGGGAUAGAGACGAACGUGAAUGACCUCCUAGCAGAUAACAUUCUUUUCAUGAAUGGAAAUCGAUGGAGAAUCGUACGACAACACAUGACGCCACUAUUCACAUCGACGAGGCUCAAGUCCAUGUAUUAUAUUAUAGACAAGAGUGCACGAGAUUUUAUCACGCAACUGAACAGCAACCCCAAAUUAUUGACACAAAACGUUCAAGAUACCCUUUCGACAUUUUGCAGUGCAGCGAUAUGCGCUGCGGUGUUUGGGGUGACCACGAAAUCGAUUUUCGAUUCUCCCUUUUUGGAUAUGUCAAAAGAAGCUCUCUCGUCAAAUUUUAUAACCAACCUCAAGUUUACCCUUGGCAACAUAAGCCCGCCAGUGUUCAAAGCCCUUAAAAUAAGUUUUUUUAAGGACCAUGAGAAGUUCUUUAUCGGGGCAAUUAAAGAGAUCUUAAGGAAACGCGAACAAGAGAAUGCGAAGAAAUACGAUUUCGCUGAUUUGUGUGUUCAGUUGCAAAGCAGUGGUAAUAUGGUAGAUAGGAGCACGGGUUUAGAGUUGGCACCCACUGAUGAACUGCUUGCUGCUCAAGCUUUCUUCUUCUUUGUUGCUGGUGUAGAUCCUGCAGCAAGCGCAAUGUUCUGCGCCCUCGUCGAGCUAGGACGUAAUCCGAAGUACUUGAAGAGGCUUCAUAAGGAAAUAGAUGCUACAUUUGAGAAGCACAAUAGCGAAUUGUCGUACGAUGCAAUAAAUGAUAUGGAAUUUCUAGAAAUGGCAUUAAGUGAGUCGUUAAGAAUGCAUCCACCGAUCGGAUUCUUAACAAGACAAUGCGUAAAUGACACAGUUCUUCCCACUGGUAACAUAAGGGUGGCUAAAGGUACAAAGAUUUUCACACCUAUAUUCGAAUUACAUCACGAUGAAAGGUAUUACCCGGACCCCGAAGUAUAUAAUCCAGAAAGGUUUUCCCCGGAAAAUCGGCACAAAAUAGCCAGUGUCGCCUUUCUUCCAUUCGGAAAAGGAAAUAGGGUGUGCGUCGGGAAGAGGUAUGCGACUCUACAAGUUAAGGCUGGGUUAGUACACUUACUACGCAACUUCACAGUGAAGACGAUUGUUAAAGAUGGCGGAAUUAGAUACAGCAAGCAACAAGUGCAAGUGAGGUUGGAUAACGUUGACGUGGAAUUAAUACCGAGGGAUAUUAAGAAUUAA
Leptosia nina is the source of this 1428-nucleotide messenger RNA. NCBI's taxonomy places the organism in Eukaryota, Metazoa, Arthropoda, Insecta, Lepidoptera, Pieridae. The record is from the annotation of a GenBank genome assembly.